Molecule: messenger RNA, 1452 nt
Organism: Vicia faba (fava bean)
Lineage: Eukaryota; Viridiplantae; Streptophyta; Magnoliopsida; Fabales; Fabaceae
Source: the annotation of a GenBank genome assembly
AUGACACGCUCUACUGGAAGCGGUAGAAUGGAGGCUAUGCCAAGGCCUAUGGCCGCUGGACGUUUCUCUCAAACUGUAGCAGAAGAUGACUAUGCCCGGCAGAAAUCAGCUGCUAUGUAUAUUUAUAGACAGCUGCGUGAGGCAGAUGAAGCAAAUUUGCUUAGCGAAGAAGAUAUGCAUGUUUAUGGUGAGAGACCCAUGACUGAUCCCUUGAAGCUGGUACGAUGCAACAACUGCAAGAAACCAAUCAAGGACAGCCAAUUUGCUGCUCAUGCAGAACUUUGCAGAUCAUUAAAGCUCACAGAACAGACUGGGCUGGAGCUUAAUGGCAACACAAGGAAUCGAAAACCUCCAAGGAAUGAUAAGAAAAAGUUAUCAGCUUCUUCUGCAGUUGGGAAGCGGAAGAAAAAGUCUGAGUCGUUGGAUAAUAUUGACACUGUUGUGUCACAAACCCACUUGAACAGUCAAAUCAGAGGGACUUCCUUUUCAAAUGAUGUUAAUGAUGUGGCACCGGCAUCUAUGUUGGAUGACACUGGAGUUAGUUAUGGAAAUAGAGUUCUCCAAGCUUCAGUAAUGUAUCCUCCCGCAAAACAUCAUAAAUUGACGACAAGCACACAUACAGUUGUAAUAGAUGAGCAUGGAACAGAGUCUGGAGUGUCAAAAGCUGCGAGUUUAACAAAUGGAACCACUCAUGCGGUGCCGGCAUCUAUGUUGGAUGAUACUGGAAUUAAUAGUGGGAAUAGAGUCCUCCAAGCUUCAGUAAUGUAUCCUCCAACAAAACGUCAUAAAUUGAUGCCAAGCACACAUAUAGCUGUAAUAGAGGAGCACGGGACAGAGUUUGGAGUGUCAAAAGCUGUGAGUUUUAUAAAUGGAACCACCCGGAAAGAUAUGACUGAAGAAAUUGUAUCUGAACAUGGAGAUCCUUUCCAUAAAAAUGUUCAGCAGGUCCAUAUGCAACACCAACACAUGAUGAAUAAUGGGUUUCCGGCACCCCUUGCUACAAAGAUAUAUUAUUCUCAAAGGACCAAUCGACUACGUGCUUCUAUUCGUCAUAUGUACUUUGAGAACUUGUGCGAGGAAGUAUGUGCGGAUGUCGAGCGUCCAAAGACAUCACAUGAAGAGAUGGUUGCAUUGCAAGGUUCGUCUCAGGUGGACCCUUCAUUUGAGCAAAUGGACAAUGUGGUCAACAAGGAGAGCUACUCGGGAAUGAUGUACGCAAAAAAUUCUGAUCAUAUUCUUGCAAAAAGCUCAGAAGUUUGCUUGCUUAAAGCAGGUGGUGUGCCUAGUGAUGGCUUGUCAAAUCAGUUUUUUCUUGACAAUGUUUCAAGGUCUGCAUCUACUCAUGUUGGUUUAACUAGAGGCAGUUUUCCAAAGGCUUAUUCUUUUGCAAGCAACUCAGGAAAUCGCCUGGAAACCUUGCAACAACCAAAUGGGAGUGUUCCUGUUAUUUAG